This is a messenger RNA of Caenorhabditis auriculariae, 288 nucleotides long. The record is from the annotation of a GenBank genome assembly. Lineage: Eukaryota; Metazoa; Nematoda; Chromadorea; Rhabditida; Rhabditidae.
AUGGAUGCAGACCAAACCCCGAGAAGAGAAGCGAGGCGUUAUCAGCCACAAAUUCCUGGCACAGCAUGCGUUGAUGGACCGAAUGAUGACCCAAACACUAGGAAUACAGCUGCACAUUGGACAAAUGGACAACAAAAGCUGCACUUUCUGGCAGACAGCGAAUUGACGGACGCCAGAAAACUCCGAGUAAGGCUGCAAGCAGACGAAUUGGAGCCGUGCAAGCUCCACGAACAGCUGAACGCCGACCUGUCAUACGUGAAGGCGCACACAGAACAACUCCAAAAAUAG